AUGCACAAACGAUUUCGUUGUGGUCUUGUAACGUUAACCAAAAAUGGAAAAGUAAAAAAAAUUGGUCUUGAUAAUAGUGGUGGUUCACGUUGGUGUGAUUGGUUUAAUAAAUCGAUGACUUUAAAGGAUGUUCAUCGCCUUAUUCGCAACAUAUUCAAACUGGAAGCUGAUACUGAAUGUGAAACAUCGUUAUACGAUUUUCAGCUGCAGCCACUGGAUGCCAAUCAGUAUCGAACGUUUUUUGAAUACAUUCGUGAACAAGGUUUAAACCGUGCAAGCACCGUUAUCUAUGUUUGCACGCAUAAAGUAAUAACAAUCCCGCAAGAAAGUCUGUUGGCAAAUGAGAAAAAAGCUAAAAAGAAAAAAUCGAAUACACCAAUCUCAAGAGAAGAAACAUCUGUACAAACAAUCACAAGUUCAUCUACCACAUCGAUAGAAUUCAUGCAUGUUGAAGAUGAACAAGACUUCGAUCAACAACAAAUUGCUAAGGAAGAUAUUCGUGAUUUGCUUAGUCAAAAUGAUUAUGAUUUAGUUUUAAUUAGCUUAUUUGAGAACACUUCAUUGAUUCAUGAAUAUUCAUGUUUAAUAAUCGAUGUAUUAAAACAACGAAUUGGAUUAUCAAAAACAGAUUUUCAAGCAAUCAAACAAGCUGAUAUUACGUUUAAUUCGAAUUGUUUAAAUAAUACUUACAAUAUUUGUGAAUUAACACUAGAAUUAUUUCAACGAGAAACGCAUAAAUUCAGUCAUAUACAACUUUAUUCAAUGAUUUGUGAAUCAUUUACAAGUUUUUUUCUGAGCCUACAGAUUUUACGUACUCAAUGGUUUAACCGUGUUGAAAAUUACGACGAUGCUAAUUUUGUUUCAUCUUCACUUGUUAAAUUAGAAGCAUCAUCAUUAUCGCAGUGUGAUCUUGACAAAACUAUUGAAACAUCCCGUCAAGAUCAUAGAGAAAAUGUUAACUUAUUUCCACAAUUGUUGGAAUGUGCAAGAGAUUUAUUGUCUGUUAUGCAUGGCCCAAGUUUAUCAACAUUUUGUGAUAUGAUUCAAUCAAUAAUCGUCGAUGUUGAAUCCAUACAAUCAACUAUUAAUAUGUGCGAUCCAAAAUCUAUAAGUAGUGCAAAACAAAUGAUGGUUUCCGUCAAAUUCCGAUAUACAAAAAUGUUUGACUUCAAGGCAUUUAUAUCACCUAUAUAUCAAAUAACUCGACCAGCUAAACAAGCAUAUCAAAAAACAUUAACAGAAAUAUGUGACUUAAUUUCAUAUCUUACAAAUUAUCAAGUCCGAUCGGUUAAACGAAUAUUAGAAAAUACGGAUGCUGAUAAUCAUGAUCAGAUUAAAAUCGUAUCAGUUAAAAGCGAAAGUUUACCGCAUCAUGUUGGCAUUGGAAAUAAAUCUAACUAA
Molecule: messenger RNA, 1401 nt
Organism: Rotaria socialis
Lineage: Eukaryota; Metazoa; Rotifera; Eurotatoria; Philodinida; Philodinidae
Source: the annotation of a GenBank genome assembly